AUGAUGAGCGCUGAAAUCUCUGAAACAGUUCUGGAACGCAUGAGGUAUCAAAGGGAGACUGGUCGCUUUUGUGAUGUUUGCAUAGUUGUCAAAGAUCGACAGUUCUCCGCUCACCGUAACAUUCUAGCUUCGUGUAGUCCAUAUUUCGAUUCAAUUUUAAGAUCAACAAAGGUUACGAAGGAACAGGUUAUUGUGAAUUGCCAGCAACCGAAAGCGUUUGAGUUACUGCUGAACUACAUGUAUAGCGGAUGUGUCGUGAUUGAUCGAACGACCGUAGCAGAGCUUCUUCGACUUGCGAAUAAUUUUCUGGUCACGAAGCUUAAGAACUAUUGCGCAGAGUAUUUGGACAGGUACUUAGACGCUGCUAAUUCUUUAUCAGUUCGGCAGCUUGCAACACGAUAUAACUUGCCAUCUUUGCUCAAAGCGGCGUCUGAAUAUUUCGAUGUUAACAUCAACCGCUGCUUGCUCGAAUCUGUUGAUAUUCUGAAGUAUCCAAUGCCACAGCUUCUGAAAAUACUGGAGGAUCCCAAAUACCAGGACGUUAUCAGUCCGGAUGUUUACUUGAAGCUUAUUGUGCGUUGGGUCGGCGAGGACGUACCUAGCAGAGAAUCUUCUUUUCGUUCGUUGUUGGAGCGAUGUCACAUAGCUGAUGUGUCUGAUAAUGCCCUUGAAUUUGUUCUCGAUUAUUCUCCACUUCUCACGAAAAGUCAAAGUUGCAGACAUAUACUGCUCGGUGCCAUGCAUGCCAGCUCCAUUCCAAUGCCCAAAUAUGAACAACAAUUCAUUUCGUUAACACAACAACUGGGAGGUGAUGAGGCUGCGUCAGCUCUCCUGGAGUCUAAUUCUGGACUAGGUACUGGAGCCGACGAAGAUUACGAGAACGAUUCCAGUUUCGAGCACAUGGAAGACGAUGAAGAAGAGGAGCCACCAGUCGAAGGACAGCCUUCUACAACUACAAUUCUUGAGACAACAUAUACUGAAGAUGGAGUUGAAAGGCCUCGCCUACGUUUGAAAAUCAAUUUAGGAGCUCUUCCGUUGUCGGAUAUCAAUAGAAAAAGGUUUCGUAAAUCCAAACUUCUACGCAAAUCAAUCAACAGCGACAAAUCCGUCAUAAAGAAAAGGGGACGACAUAAGAGGACUGACGAAACUGAGAUUCUGCCACUGAUGGAUGACGACGACCUCGACGGUGUGUACGCGACAUCAUCUCUUGUUGGAGCUGUAACUUACACAGAAGAAGAUGCUAUCGAUCCUGAAGAAGUGGAAGACGGGGAAGAUGUUCAUGUCGAGGGUGGUCAACACGCUUGCAGGUUCUGCAAGUUUGCAAGUACUUCAGCGGAGGAGGUCGAUAAACAUCGCGCUCGACAACAUAACCGUAACACCGGGUAUCUUUGUCAUAUAUGUGACUAUAUGGCAAACUGGAGCAAGUCAUUUUACGAGCAUUGUAAAGAACAUUGGACGCAACCUCCUUAUUCAUGUGAUCAGUGUUCAUUUGUAGCCAAUGAUACGCUUCAGGAAUAUCUAGCCCAUCGCUUAACUCACAGUAGGUUUUGA
Cooperia oncophora is the source of this 1551-nucleotide messenger RNA. Lineage: Eukaryota; Metazoa; Nematoda; Chromadorea; Rhabditida; Trichostrongylidae. The record is from the annotation of a GenBank genome assembly.